AGAGAGCAGUGAAGUGACAUUGUUCUGAACGCUGACAAUGGCCCAAAGACAUUUGAUGUUGUGGAUCUUCACUCUGUGUGCUUCACUGGAUCCCUCAGUUGGUCACAUUCACGAACUACAUGGCAAAAUUUAUGAGAUUGUACGACCAAUCAGAUUACAUGAUCUGCAAAAAAGAGACUUACAGUCAAGACCGGACAGAGUGAAAUAUGCUAUGACGCUGGGUGGUAAAGACUUGGAAAUGCAUCUCCAGAAAAACACUGGCAUGCUGACUAAAGAAUACAGCGAGACCUAUUACACUGAAGAUGGCAUGCUGGUCACAACUACACCGGAGGAUUUGGAUUUAUGCUAUUACCAUGGGAAAAUAUUAAAUGACAGUGACUCUUUGGUGAGCGUGAGCACCUGUGAUGGACUACGAGGCUAUUUCCAAACAGCAGAGCAGAGGUUUCUGAUCGAGCCGUUGUCUGAAGAUAGUGAUGGCGACCAUGCCGUCUUCAAGUAUGAAGAUGUAAAUGAAGCCACGCCAAGGGUGUGUGGAGUCACCAACACAACCUGGGAUGAGAGUGGCGAUGGAGUUCCUCCACGCAUUCUCAAAGCACGCUCUCGUUCCUCAGGGCCAACUUUAUUCCAGCAGCAAAAAUACAAUGAGUUCUUCCUUGUUGCAGACAACAGAGAGUACAAGAAUCUGAACAGCGAUAUCGGGAAGCUGAGAAAGAGGAUAUUUGAGAUCAUCAACUUCAUCAAUAAUGUAUAUAAAGAAAUCAACACCUUUGUUGCUCUGACUGGAUUUGAAGUGUGGACAGAUAGUGAUAAGAUAACAGUGUCUGCGGCUUCCGGAGCAACUUUGGACAGCUUUACCAAGUGGAGAAACAGUGACCUCAUAAAACGGCAGCGGCACGACAAUGCCCAUCUCCUCACUGCAAUUGACCUGGAUGGAGCAACUGUAGGUCUGGCUUACAUUGGAACUCUGUGUGGAGGACUUUCAACUGGGAUUGUUCAGGAUCACAACUCUAUGGCCACAGCAGUGGGGGCAACUAUAGCUCAUGAGAUGGGGCACAAUCUCGGCAUGAACCAUGACAGCAGCUCCUGUGUUUGUUCUGACAGUUCAUGCAUCAUGACAGCUGCUCUCAGCUAUUUCAUCCCUCAACACUUUAGCAGCUGUAGUACUGGUGCCUUUGUAGACUAUCUGAACAACAAAAGCCCAGAAUGCCUUCUAAACAAACCCCAAGCAAGAGAUCUGCUUCAGCCGGCUGUAUGUGGGAAUGGAUUUGUGGAGAUUGGAGAAGAAUGCGACUGUGGAACGGUGCAGGAGUGUAAAAACCCAUGUUGCAAUGCAACCACCUGCAAACUGACUGUAGGCUCACAAUGUGCUGCAGGAGAAUGUUGUGACAACUGUAAGAUCAUGUCAGCCUCACACGUGUGUCGUCCUAAAGUCGAUGACUGUGAUUUACCUGAGUCAUGCACUGGAAAAUCAGCCGAGUGUCCUGAAGAUGUCUUUACAGUCAAUGGAGUCCCUUGCAAGAACGGGAAAGGCUAUUGCUACAAUGGCCAGUGUCCUAUGAAAGAGGAGCAGUGCAUUAAAAUGUGGGGACCAACUUCGGUGGUGGCUCGAGAUUUCUGCUACAACAUAAACACAAGAGCAGAGUACUAUGCUUACUGCAAACGCAAUGGAGAUAAAUAUAUCGGAUGCCAAAAACAAGACAUCAUGUGUGGAAAGCUGUUUUGUGAAAAUGGCAAUGAAAAUCCCAAUUAUGGUCGCUUGGUGACAUUCAACAACUGUAAAGCCACAUUUUACGGCAGUCCUGAAGAGGAUUAUGGCCAAGUCGACAUUGGCACCAAAUGUGGGGAAGGGCUGGUUUGUAACCAGAAUGAGUGUGUUGACCUAGAGACGGCUUAUAAAGCAACAAACUGCUCAAACAAAUGCAAAGGCCACGGGGUUUGUGACCACAGACUGCAAUGCAAAUGUGAACCUGGAUGGUUGCUGCCAGAUUGUGACAAACCAGCAGACAGUGAGGGUUUGUCUAAAGGUGUGAUAAUAGCCAUUUCUGUGAUCGUGACCAUCGUGAUUGUGAUACUUCUAAUUGGACUGACUGUCUUCUUAUGCAAACGCAGAACAAGCACUCCACAUUCAUACAGAAGCCAGCCAAGGCAGCAGAAAGUUCAUGUAGUUGACAUCCCGGAUCUCAGCCAACAGAGACAUACUACGCCAAAUCAGAAGCCAACUCCAGUAAUCAAGCCCUCAGCACCCCCUCCACCUCCACCCUACUCAGUGCACGCUCCACAUAAUGACUUCAUGGCUGCACGACAGGCUCUUAGACCACCUACUCCAAGAGUGUGACAUGGAGCACCUGUGUCCAAAGUGUGACCGGCGGGCGCUAGUGUCACUCCAGACCUUACUGUGAAAAAAAGCCAAAUGCUUAGCACACUGAAAUUCAAUUUACAGUGUGUAAACUAUUAUUGAGUCAAUGAAUGUCAUGCUUGUUUUUAACUGGAACUUUUAUAGAUAUAAUUUUAUUUAUUUGUACAGUCUUUUUUGUGUAAAUGAGCACAAAUUCUGUAUUGUAAUGAUUCUUUUUAUGAUUUGCUGAUCAGUUCUAAAGCAAUACUUUUUUACGGAGACAAAAUUAAAGCUUGAGACUUUACAUUACUUCAGAAAAUUACUACAUCCCAUAGAUUAAAUUCUUUUCUACUUUUGUAUGCUGUGUCAACAAGCAGCUCAAGCAAUACUGUACUUUGUAACAUACUUUUUUAUGAUGCACUUUCAACAGAUAUCUAAUUAUAAAUGCUUAAAACACACAAAAAUGUCUGUGUUGUAUGUAUUAAAACCUGUUUUACCCUGAAUGCAACAUUAAUAUAUAAUAGAAACACGGUGGCCGAGAGAGCUUAACAUGCUGCAAUUUAAGAAAAGAUCUUUAAGGAAAGAUCUUCAUCGGUUUGAAAGCACACAUCUUGCAAAUCCUCACAAUGCAUAAACAU
Messenger RNA from Danio aesculapii, 2973 nucleotides. It is a transcript of the gene adam28, whose product is annotated as ADAM metallopeptidase domain 28. Gene Ontology annotation, molecular function: metalloendopeptidase activity. Gene Ontology annotation, cellular component: plasma membrane. The record is from RefSeq and is a predicted model, not a curated record. Bases 38 to 2335 code for a protein of 765 amino acids. The transcript is spliced from 23 exons. Gene Ontology annotation, biological process: proteolysis. Lineage: Eukaryota; Metazoa; Chordata; Actinopteri; Cypriniformes; Danionidae.